UGCUUCAACACUCCGCAUCCUUUUUGAGAUUGCUUGUAUGCAUCGCUGAGGCUGCUGUGCAUGCGAGGGUCGUGCGCUAGGGCACCUCGGGAUGUGGCCGGUGGUCUGGUCUUGUUUCUUAAACACAUUACAAAGAGCCUAGCGAAAAAAAUUGCGUCCAGGUUGUUCACCAUUUGGAUGGAAUUGGGGUGGAAUUAAUCUGAAACACCCCGUGCGGGAGUUUUUCAAUUGCAAUAUGCCGUGGGUGUUUUUGUUUCGGGGAAUGUCAGUGUGGGGAGAAUAUGUUAGAGCUCAUGCAGGUUUAGGAGAGUAGUGGGUUUCAUUUCGCUUGCGGAAAGCUUUUUGGACGGGAUUAGCUUUUGAUAGCAGCAGACGGAGCACGAGAUUUUUCCAAGAUGGUGUGGACCGUUUUCGCGGAGUUUUGAUGUUAAGGUUUCGAAUGGUUGGCAAAUGAUUCAAUAAAUGUUCUGGGUUUUCUUAAAUUUUUGGUCUGGGAGGAAUCAGAAAUCGGAUUUUCAUUCACAUGGGUUUAAUAGCAUUUUCUCAUGAAGGGAAUGCGUGUGGGGCACAUUUUAGGUCGGGAAGAAGUCAGUCUGUUUCCGGAAGCUUAAGGUCAGGGUUCCUACAGCAACCGAAGCUUGAGACUUCAUGUGGGCAUUUUAGACGUCAGUAGAUUGGAGCCCGCAUGAAGUCGCGUCUUUCCGUUCUGAUUGAAUUAAUCAGAGGAAGGAUCGUCUGUCUGCAGAAGUAUGCAGGUUAGAUUGACCUAGAAAGAGUUAUUAUCUGGGAAGUUCCAGGGCCGGAUGAUCACGCACCUGACUCAUUGACGUUUGUUCUGCAAUUAUUUGUCCCCUGAAAAGGGCAAUACUUAGUUUUGGUCUUGGAGCUGUACCUGGGAAUGCGGGGUUGUUUGGCAGAUCACAGAGAAUCUGAUUCUAUUUGGUUCCGCUUAUUUCUUCUUAGAGUAUAACUGGCAUGGCUUCCACUGGCGACAGCUUGUUUCGUUUGCUUACGGUAGCUCCAAGAUCUCGAGAAUUGUCUGGAACAGUCGAUCUCAUAUCUCACUAUCAACUGAGGGAGCCAUUUGAAGCGAUUUGCAAGAAGCCUUUGCCAACAUCGAUUUCCGACUCUAAGUAUUUGAGUAAUGUAGUUGGAGACAGUGAAAUUCGAAGGGGAGAUGAUAUGGAGCUUGGUCAACUCAUACAGGGACCCGCUGGAUCCUCGAUGCCUUCAGAUCGCGUGCCCUUUCAGCCUUUUGAUAUUGAAGUGCUACGAAGGGCUUUCGCUUUAAAAGAAUCGGGCCCAAUAUCUUUACCAGAGUCUGAAAGAGGAUUACCCAUCAUCCGUUCCAAGAGCAAGCAUCAAGAUGAUGAAAAGAAGAAGAGGAAGCAUAAGCACCGCAGCAAAGACAGGGAUAAAGACAAAGACAAGGAAAGGAAGAAAGAUAGGGAUAAAGACAAGAAAAGAGACAAGGACAAAGACAAAGAUCGGAGCAAAGGAGAGAAUGGCGAGAAGAAGCAUAAGAAAAAGAAGAGGAGACACGAUGGGGAAGAUGGUGACGACGGGCAUAAGCACAAAUCUAAGAAGCACAAACACUCUUCUAAGGUGGAAGGACAGACUGUUUUGAUCAAAAACGGGAAAUGAAAGGGGUGUGAUGUUAUUCCUUGUGAAGAUUUUGCGUGGAGUUCCCUACACUCUUGCACAGAACUUACAGACAGAACGUGGGGGUGGAAUAGUUCCUGAUUCAAGAACCUGGAUGCCGUUUUUCGGUUUUUGGCAUAGGGGUCGGUGGAAAUGUGGAACGCUUAACAAGCUGUGUUUGUGAUGUGGCAUCAACUGGUUUCAGAGUGUUCAAACGGCUUGUACUAUAUUCUCAGUUGUGAUUACAGAGUUUGACGCUGUAGGAGGUCCUUUGUCAGGAGUGCACAUUCGCAUUCAGGAUUCUUUUACUUGCAAGAUAUGAGUCUUAGUGAUGACAACCCUAAACCUGGUAGCCUCUUCAACCCAAAUUGUGAGGUUGAAGCACUCUGUUAGAGGGCACCCUUGAUGUGUCCAUGUAAUUUAUAUGAGCUUGUUUUGGCAAAUGAAUCACUGCCAGUACGAGGUGUGCUUCUGCUGGACUUCCGCUGUAGGAUCAAAUAUCAAUAUUCUUUGAUAUUCUAGGGAAGAGUUUUGUUUGCAUUCCA
This is a messenger RNA of Physcomitrium patens, 2186 nucleotides long. RefSeq lists its product as uncharacterized. Gene Ontology annotation, biological process: positive regulation of transcription by RNA polymerase II. Gene Ontology annotation, molecular function: transcription coregulator activity; transcription factor binding. The record is from RefSeq and is a predicted model, not a curated record. Lineage: Eukaryota; Viridiplantae; Streptophyta; Bryopsida; Funariales; Funariaceae. Gene Ontology annotation, cellular component: mediator complex.